Messenger RNA from Hylaeus volcanicus, 5621 nucleotides. It is a transcript of the gene larp, whose product is annotated as la-related protein 1. Gene Ontology annotation, cellular component: cytosol; cytoplasmic stress granule. Gene Ontology annotation, biological process: positive regulation of translation; mRNA stabilization. The coding region runs from base 1124 to 5296 and encodes 1390 amino acids. Gene Ontology annotation, molecular function: RNA cap binding. NCBI's taxonomy places the organism in Eukaryota, Metazoa, Arthropoda, Insecta, Hymenoptera, Colletidae. The transcript has 17 exons. The record is from RefSeq and is a predicted model, not a curated record.
CGUAAAGGCCAGGAGCCAGCGUUGGCCACAUGUGUUUUACGGACCGCUUUUCCGUGGAAAAAGAUCGCCGAAAAUGCCGUGUUUACGUAAUCUGUGGUAACGUGACGUUAAAAACGGUGCUCUUGAACUCGCUAAGGUUGUGAGAAAAUUUCUCGGCUAAUGUUGAAAGCAAAUCGGGAGGAAAACUUGCGAAUCGUAUAGGAUAUCCGCGAGAAAGAAAAAUUAUUCGUAACAACGAGGUGUAGUUUAGCUGUCUGCUAGCUCUCUUAAUCAUAUUUCGUGCAAGUACGUUCUUUAUCUUGGUGCGUUUUCUCGCUAAAGUUUCGUCCUGGAACAGGUAAAAGAACAUUGUUCGAUAACUCUGUAUAGUGCCGGUGGAUUUUCACUCGUUUCAUGAAAUCGCCGAGUCAGCAUACUCUUAACCACGCAACUUGGAGAUCGCGCCUCGUGCACAUCGUGUUUCAAGUUGUUCGAAUGUAUUCUUUGAAUGCGACAAAUCGCAUUAUAUGAACGCGAGCUUUCGCACGGUUAAUUUGUUCGGUUCCUCGGUCGAAUAUCGAAAAGAUUGUGACACGUGAGAAGGAAGAUAGAUAUUCGGAGGAUAUUUGGUAACGACCGCGUGCGUGCACGCUGCGCCUUCUGGAAAGAGUCGAGCGAUCCGAUCCGAUCCGAUCCGAUCCCUCGUGACGAGUCUUUCGAGUGGGCGUUCUCUGUUGUUUCGUGUUGCCAGAAGGGAUCGACGUCCGUCGUCAUUCGUCGUAUAUAUCGAAAAGUUUUCGUGAAAAAUUGAAUCGUACAAGUUGGUGGCAAACUGCACGAACUCGAAGCAGACAUGCGUUCGGUUCACGGGGUGGAGGAUACCGUAAGGUUGGUGCUUUAAAGCCGCACCGACGCCGACGCCGACGCCGACGCCGACGCGAACGCGGACGCAGCAGAUAUUUUCAAUAUUUUCAUUGUCGUGGGGAAGCUGCUCGGCUGGAUUAAUGUGUCCGAGAGUGCUCGACCUUUCUCGGGACUCCUCGACCGCCUGAGAGGUAGCAACGUCCUGUACAAAUAUUAUUCGAGUUAGAUUCGUCGUGCGUCCGGACCUCGUGUUUUUGUCUUUCGGCGCGUAUCGUUCAAGAUGGCGGCCAAGGUGGCCACCGGCGCUCAGGGAAGUACCGAUAGAGAAGAGGGCCCUGGAGUCUCUUACGCAAGUAUCCUAAACUCGAAGAGCGGAAACGAGAAUCGAGCUUCCAACACCAAGGGUAACAAUAAGGAAAACAUUGGCGGUCAGGUAUCCCAGCAAAUAGUACUCGUCAAGGAUUACGUGUCUUUGCAAAAUUUAACUGGCAAAGGGAAAUGUUAUCAGAGAAGCGCGAGGAGAUUCAAUCCGCACACCAAAUUGGAUAAAUCUUACGAAAACGAAUUGCUACCUUCGAUCGAAACCAAUCGAAAUCAAUCGAUCGCACGAAAGGAUGGAAAGGUCGAGCAACAACAACAACAACAACAAGAUACUCGUCCCGAGAUCGAGCAGGUGAACGGUGAUAUAGGAGGCAACGGAGAAUUUCAGACGGUAGCACCGAAAAGCGCUAGGAGGAAGGAAAAAUUACGGGAACAGCAUAGAGAGCAUAGAGAACGACAUAGGCAUAGAGAUCACAGACAUCCACUACGUGGUCACAGCGAAAGUAACGAGAGAUCCCACAAGGAACGCGAUCGUGGAGAUAGAAUCAAUCUGGAUCAUCUCGGUGGAACUAAAGAAGCCAUAAGAGAUAAAGAAGAUGCUGAGCUCGAGUCGGAAGCUCAAACUCAGCAGCCGAUUAAAUACAUAGAGGCUCCUCUGCCUACCGUCAAUCCUUGGACCAAAAGUAAAGCUACUAUACAAGCAGUGUCUACAAAUUCUAAUGCCAGCGUGCCUUCCGCAAGUCUAACCACUGUUGAAAAACAAAGCGAUAAAGAGAAGAGGGUACUUCAACCGCAACAACAGGAAAUUGUUGAAAAUGGUAUCAAUGGGGGAAAUGAACCAACUAUAAUCACAGCUACGAAAGAUAGAAGAAAAUUGAAUCAAAAGGCGAGCGACUUCUCGGACAUCGGCGAUUGGCCAACCUUGGGUGCUCAAGGAGAGAAGAAAACAACGGUGACAACACAGAAGCAAAAUGGUGUCAUCGAACAAAAUAACGUCAAAGAAGGUAGUGGAACUCUAGAAAACAGAGGAAAGGAGAACAAGGAACAGAAUCACUGCCAAGAUGACAGCGACGACGACCACACGGAUGCCAAUGAAAAGAAAAAGAAAGUGAGUAAACAAAAGUGGGUACCACUGGAAAUUGAUAUAACGAAGAAUCGAAGCAAACGAGAACGUUCUCCAAAAUACCAUAACCAAAGGGAAAAGAACGGGGAAGAAACGGACUCGUACAGAGAUAGAGAGCAUAACAGGACAGGAUACAGUACGAGAGGUGGACGCGGUGGAUGGAGUUACAGAGGGAGAGGAGGACGAGGUGGACGGGGCACGUAUCGCGGUACCUUUAGACACAGGCAUGACCAAGACUAUUCAAAUUACUCGGCAGACUAUAUGCAGAUGAAUAAAUAUGGACAUCUGGAUCCCGCUUAUAUGAUACCUUACAUGGGAACAUUUUAUUUCAGUAAUACAAAUUACAUUAACGUAGACACAACGACGCUCAAGGAAUAUAUAAGAAAUCAGAUAGAAUAUUACUUUAGCGAGGAGAAUCUUUUAAGAGACUUUUUCCUGCGUCGCAAAAUGGAUGGACAAGGCUUUUUACCCAUUACUUUGAUUGCUUCCUUUCGUCGUGUACAAAUUUUAACGACAGACGUGGCUCUUGUUAUCGAAGCAAUUAUGGAAUCUGACAAACUAGAAUUGGUGGAUGGAUUGAAGGUAAGAACGAAAACAGAUCCCUUAAAGUGGCCCAUCUUGGACGCAGCUGGAAAUCCUAUCUUUUCGGAGUCGUCCGAUACUUCGAAUCCGACACAAAACGAAGUAAUACUUUCCACGUCCGAAUCCGACUUUUGUCCCGUUGCUAGACCCUUACCAACGAUUCCUAUUCCCCCAGUUCCACGUAUUCUUCAAUCCAACCAGAUUAUCUCGACGGUAGGAAGGGUCAGCGAAUCGGAAAGUAUAUCCUCGUCGAUAGGCGACAGUUUAAAUCCUGAUGUACCAGAGUUCGUACCGAACGAAUUGACGAGCAAAAACACCGAACCUAUCCUACCUGACAGCAAACAACAAAUAUGCCAAACAACAAACGAGGAACGCGAGAAAUCGUGUAACCCGAAAAGCAUUCCAGCACUAUCGGCUAAUAAUUCGGCAACGUCUCUCUACGGCAAUGCAUCUUUCAAGCCAGAUGGUAAAACGUCCCCAACGGCCAUGUGCUCGAAUUCAAGUCGACCGAUACAGGUACAAAUCAACGGCGAGUCGCAAUUGACGAGCGAUAACGUUUGGAAAGAGGUAAGACGAAGAGUAAAACCGUCGCACAAGGAGAAGAACGAAGAAAGAGAGAAAAACGUUAAAAACGAAGAAAGAGAGGAGCUAGACUUUCAAUUCGACGAGGAACUCGAUACGCCACCCCCAACCGGCCGACACAAUGCUUUUUCAGAAUGGUCCGAAGACGAAGAAGAUUACGAAUUGUCAGACAAGGAUUUAAAUAAACUUUUAAUCUUCACGCAAACAACAGUGCCUAUCUCGACGACACGAAUUCCAAAACACGAGGGUCACGAUCGAACCGGCGAUUGGACAACCAGAGUGAAAAUGACCCAGGUUCUCGAACAAGCAAUCAACGAUGGAUUGUAUUACUACGAGGAAGACAUAUGGACGAAAGAUGGUCAAAGAUACGGAUCUUGUUCGUCGAUCGGAAGUUACAAAACGGUUAAUGUGAUUAGUCAGGAAGAUUUUGAAAAAAUGGCACCUAAAGCACCUAAGAAAACUAAUCCGGAAGUUCCUCCUCCACCUCCAUCCGCGAUAGAAGACAUGGAGGUGUCACAAUCGCUCCCAACGCAGGUGCCAAUAGCUAUGGAUAGUCAAGAGAAAAGGGAUCGUCGAACAGAUAGAAAUCGGUGGAAUGAUAAACCGGGACGAAGUAGAAGCGGUAGAAGAGCGGUAGUUCCUCGUUUCUUUGCUGUAGUAAAAGACGAACCUUCGGUUGAUCCUAGAACUCCGCGGAAAAGAAAAACUCGGCAUAGCAAUAAUCCGCCCGUUGAACAUCACGUCGGUUGGAUCAUGGAUGUUCGAGAGCAUCGACCGCGUACAUAUUCUACAGGAAGUAGCGCAGGAACGAGUCCUAACGAAGGUUACCUCGCGAGUAGUUACGGAAGCGCGCCGCAAUCGGUGCCUACCUUUCAGCAUCCGAGUCACGCUCUUUUGAAAGAGAAUGGUUUUACUCAACAAGUUUACCACAAGUAUCAUUCGCGGUGCCUAAAAGAACGCAAGAGACUUGGAAUUGGACAAUCACAAGAAAUGAAUACGCUCUUUCGUUUCUGGUCGUUCUUUCUACGGGAGAAUUUCAAUCGUACCAUGUACGAGGAAUUUAGAACUAUAGCCAAAGAAGAUGCCUGCGAAGGCUACCGAUACGGUCUCGAGUGCCUUUUCAGAUUCUACAGUUACGGUUUAGAGAAGAGAUUCAGGCAUCAACUUUAUAAAGAUUUUCAAGUCGAAACGAUACAAGAUUACGAAAGCGGUCAGUUGUAUGGGCUAGAAAAGUUCUGGGCGUUCUUAAAGUAUUACAAACAGGCUGAUCAACUUCAAGUGGACUCGAAAUUGCAGGAGUAUUUGUCCAAAUUUAAGAGCAUCGAAGAUUUCAGGGUUGUCGAACCGCAAAUAAACGAAAUGCUCCAAGGAUUUGCUGCAAAUUUGCGAUCUCAGGCGUCGAAGAGGCGUAACAGAAGCGUCUCCGAAAGCGCGGGCGGUGGCAACGCUUCGCCAACGAGCAGAGUUCGUCGAUUGUCCGGCGGUUCCAGCACCGUGACACUGCCAACUUCUAAUUCCGAGAACAAUUCUGCCGCACAAAAGUCUCGCGUGGAUGCGGUGAAUCUUACCCAAUUUCGAAACAGAGCCGGUUCGUUCGGCUCUGGGCGAUUGGGUCAUUCCAGAAGACGAAACGACGUUCCCUCGUGUUCAUCGAGUAGUCAGCGAGACCUUAGUAAACAGCAACCGCGUAGCAGACAGAAUUCUGGCUCGUUCGCGAGACCUCAGGAAACGAGCAAACUACAAAACACCGUCAGGGAUCGACUGCAGCCGACAGCCGGCAAGUCUGAGCAGACCAAGUUGGUAGCAGCCAAGACCGAGACCACCACCCCCAUUUCCCAAAAGUGAUGGGCUUAAAAAGGGAAGGGUAAGUGCACCUAGAGGCACUUGCUCGAUUGCCAAAACGAAUAAGUGCGUUGCGCCCUCCUUGGAAUAGGAUACUUGUUCUAACGAAGAGAACGUCUCGUUUGAAUAACACUACAUAUGCAGGAGUACACGGGAUGUGUACCAGAGUAUAAGAGGACAAGCACAAUACUCUCUCUCUCUCUCUCUCUCUCUCUCUCUCUCUCUCUCUCUCUCUCUCUCUCUCUCUCUCUCUCUCUCUCUCUCUCUCUCUCUCUCUGUGUGUGUGUGUGUGUGUGUGUGUGUGUGUGUGUGUGUGUGUGUGUGUGUG